This is a messenger RNA of Phaeoacremonium minimum UCRPA7, 2472 nucleotides long. Its product is annotated as putative ankyrin and het domain-containing protein. Bases 1 to 2472 code for a protein of 823 amino acids. The record is from RefSeq and is a predicted model, not a curated record. NCBI's taxonomy places the organism in Eukaryota, Fungi, Ascomycota, Sordariomycetes, Togniniales, Togniniaceae. The transcript has 4 exons.
AUGGCCCGCGAUUCCACUGCAUGGCCUAAGAACAGGAUUACCGUCGUCCAUGGAUCGGACCCCAAGGCUGUUCGGGAGCUGCUGGAAGCCCUACAACAGCGCGAUGUCUGCUCUCCGAUGGAGUUCCUCGAGUACUACUCUACGAUGACGGCCGACCAGCAGAAGGGACUUAUGCAAGCACUGAGGAGUCUCGAUGAGAGUGAGCGUGGAUUAUUGAUGCAGUACCUCAUGGCUUUGGAAGCUACCGACAGACCGGCCUUCUUGGCUGAGUAUCAGUCGUAUGAUGAUCUUUCAGAGAGAAUGUCAUAUCUACGCAUAGUCAUCGGCGCUGAGUUGGUCGUGUCUUCCGAGCUUGAGUGCUUCGACCACAUGAAAGUCGAUUUAGACAAAGUAGAGGUACCUGAAGGCAGGCUGAUCUGGUACAACAUUCGCAGCCUUAAAGGUAAUGUUGUGCUCACGGUGGAAAUGGUGCCUCUGACUGAGGCGACGAAGAAGCAGCGCGAAAAGGGGUCUCUAUUUCAUAAGGAUGCCUUCUUUGGACGCAUCAAGCACUUUGAGUACCCUUCCGACGAUGGUCUCUAUGACGCUUGGGCAGCUGGCGGGCUGGCCACUCGUGUCCUAGAUCUGCUGCCGGGAGAGAACAAUGAUGAUCUGAAAUGUUCUAUACGGCCCAUAUUAUCGAUGGGGUCCGGCGAAUUGCUUCCCUAUGAAGCCUUGUCCUACACUUGGAAAGAGACAUCAUACGAGCGCAGCCUAAAUGCCACUCUCGAUCCUGGAUACGACAUUCCUCUGCGCAACCAGAUGGAGAUUCUCCACAAGGUGUUCUGCGAUGGAGGCUAUCUGGAGAUCGGGACCGGCCUUCGUGACGCCCUGCUUCACCUUCGCCAUCCAACCGAGAAACGAACUCUGUGGGUAGACCAGCUCUGUAUCAAUCAACACAGCCUUGGUGAGCGAGCGCAUCACGUCAGUCUCAUGAGACAUAUCUACAACCGAGCUAGACGUGUUAUUGUAUGGACGGGUGAAGAGGACGAGGAUUCAAAGAAAGCUUUUCACCUAAUCGCUGCGCUUGCCGGAAUGUCACAGGCAGCCACGGCAUCAUCCGAUAAUGAGCCACUGGCAGUACCGGCCCGUGACUCUGCCGAGUGGCUGUCUCUGUACAAGUUCUUCGAGCGCCCUGUUUUCACACGCGGUUGGGUGGUUCAGGAGAUUGCGUUGGGUCAGAGAGUCACCGUCAGGUGUGGCAAGACCGAGAUCGACUUCGGCGCUGUUGCAGAUAUCGCGGCAAUGCUAUCUCAACCAUCAUGGCAACUAGUUGGCGAAAAUCCUAAAAAGAGGACGUCUGCUCUUCACACGUACCUUAUUGGCCUCCUGCGCAAGAGGAUUCAUAAUUGUGAAUCAAUGACGCUUCAUCAGGUCCUGUUUGAGACAUCCAAGUUCGGAAUCACAGAGGAGAAAGAUCGCAUUUAUGCCUUUCUUGGUCUGCUGCAGCGAGUAAAAGGCUGUGAGGUUCACAUCAAUGACUACGGCAUCCGGCCCGACUACGAGAAACCCGCAAGAGAUGUGUUCAUCGAGACAACGAAGGCAAUCAUAUUGCAUGAUAAGACACUUGAUAUUUGUGGCCGGACUGGGAUCGCAGGCUCGGGUACUACGAGUGCUGCCAAGAACCUCCCGUCGUGGGUGCCCGAUUUGGGCGACCAGAAGGAGCGUAUCUAUUUCUCAGAUCCGGGUGUCUGCUCGGCAUUUCAGGCAGCCAAAUCGAUGCUGCCUACAGUUUCUUGGCCCUUCGACGAGCGACAAGAUGUUAUGAAGUCGCCUUCCUAUAUCAUCGAUAGUGUCUCCACCGUGUCACAGCAGAAACACAUUAACCAGGCCGGGAUCAAGGCGUCGUUCCUGGAGUGGAGUCGAAUGACGUCUGUCAUAGGAGAGAGCUAUCCUGGAGGUGGUUCUACUAUGCAAGCUUUCUCGCAGACCUGCACUGCCAUCCGGACGGCCAUACCUGUUACCAUGACCUGGGACAAUCUAUUCAUCGGUUUCAUCUCUUUCUUCGCGGCGAUGGCUGUUCUGCCCGACGAGGAUGGAGAGAAACCAGAAGAGGACGAUGCAGAUAUGGCCGAGAACCCACUAGCUUCACAAAUUACCAACACUUGUUUUCAAAUGUAUAGAGACAAGCCAGAGCUUACUGACCCAGCGAACUCGAGCUCCGAGGAUUACAUCACGGCAGCGCAACAUGUGAUAGUGGCGACGACGCCCCAUCGAAGAUUCUUCAUAACCAAGAAGGGGUACAUGGGGCUGGGCCCCGUGUGGAUGCAACCAGAUGAUCAAGUGGUAAUUCUACCGGGAGCACGGGUACCAUUCCUUCUGAGAAGAGCAACCAAUCCUGUUCCGUUGGACCUCGGCGAUUCGAUGUAUGUGGACAGCCUGAUUAAUUUCCGACUUUCCACAAAUCACAUAUUACCUCAGGUCGGCAAUUGA